UUGUCAUUCUAUAUUGUACUACUACUAUUACUUCUACUACUACUGUGAUCAUUUCUCUGCAAUCAAAACUAAAACAAUGGCUGCAGUUUUGAGAGAAAAACAACUUCUGUUUAUAGGAUUCUUCAUUUCUUUCAUUACUGUUGUUUUAUCGGCACGCCACCACCAGCAGCGUAAACUCUAUACACCUCCAACUCUCAAAAAUCUAAACGAUAAUUUCCCUCGUCAAACCUUCGAUCAAGCCUUUUCUCCUUAUUUUGGAGGAUCAAAUCUUCAGGUUAGAGAUAAGGGAGCUUCCGUUGAUAUCAGUCUAAAUAAAUACACUGGUUCUGGAUUUAUAUCACAAAACCGGUACCAUUACGGAUUCUUCAGUGCAUCCAUCAAGUUUCCUGCCGGGGAUUACUCAGCUGGCGUUGUCCUUGCUUUCUACUUGUCAAACCAAGAUGUAUAUCCUAGAAGCCACGACGAGAUAGACUUCGAAUUUCUUGGACAUGCAAAGAGGAAACCAUGGAAUUUGCAAACUAACGUCUACGGCAACGGGAGCGUGAAAUAUCACGGCCGAGAAGAGAAAAUUCGUCUUUGGUUCGACCCUACAAAACAAUUUCAUACUUACACGAUCAUUUGGAACUCUAACCACAUUGUAUUUCUUGUUGACAAUAUACCAAUAAGAGAGGUAACCUAUACUAAAACGAUAUCUCCAGCGUACCCUUCGAAACCCAUGACUCUAUACUCCACAAUAUGGGAUGGAUCACCUUGGGCUACUGAUGGUGGAAAAUAUAAAGUCGAUUACAAGCUAUCUCCUUUUGUAGCUUCAUUUGAGAAAUUGCAAGUGGAAGGUUGUAUUUGGAAUAAUCGAACAAAGUCAUCCCUAGCACCAUCCCCUUCACCAACAAUGUCACCGGCGCAAUCUCCUUCCCCAUCUCCGGGUACUCCUUCAUCAGCACCACUCUUUUCGUGUACUAAGAGCGGCGGUAACGGGAAAACGGAUUCAGUAGAAGGAGAAGAUGUUAUAAGGUUAUCGGAAGAACAGAGAAAAGCAAUGGCGGAAAUAAGAAAGGAGUACCUGACUUACUCUUACUGUAAAGACAAAAAUAGAUUUCCUGUUUUACCACCUGAAUGCAAUUCACAGUAAUACUUACCACUUAUGCAUAUUCAAUUAUUAUUAGCUAAUUAAUUAUUCUUUUAAAAUGUAAACAAAUUAUUUUUCUGUUGUAAUACUGAUUUUUUCUGUAAUAUAUAAAAUAUAUAAAUGGAAAUUCAUUUUAUUUUAGUUUGUAUA
Molecule: messenger RNA, 1276 nt
Organism: Papaver somniferum (opium poppy)
Lineage: Eukaryota; Viridiplantae; Streptophyta; Magnoliopsida; Ranunculales; Papaveraceae
Product: probable xyloglucan endotransglucosylase/hydrolase protein 33
Exons: 4
Coding region: 77-1129 (350 amino acids)
Biological process (GO): xyloglucan metabolic process; cell wall biogenesis
Cellular component (GO): apoplast; cell wall
Molecular function (GO): hydrolase activity, hydrolyzing O-glycosyl compounds; xyloglucan:xyloglucosyl transferase activity
Source: RefSeq, a predicted model, not a curated record